Rotaria sp. Silwood1 is the source of this 327-nucleotide messenger RNA. The record is from the annotation of a GenBank genome assembly. Lineage: Eukaryota; Metazoa; Rotifera; Eurotatoria; Philodinida; Philodinidae.
AUGAUUGUUGGUCAAAAUGUAUAUGAAAAAUUAGAAUUAGCAUUAUCAUGUGGUUUUCCAAAUGAGUUAACAUUUACAACUCAUUUAGCAUUUUAUAUGCAUUUAUUUUCAAUCGCUAAUGAUGAAAAACGUUUAAUUCGACGAUUAUUACCUGAUAUGUUAGAUGGUAAUGAAGAAAAUGGACAACAAGAUCGUUUUAAAAUUAUGCCUGUACUUGAAAUUAUUGCUAAUUUAGCAUAUGUAGAAAAUUAUGAUGGAAUUUAUUUAAUCGAUUCUAUUGAUAUUAUUAUCCAAACAUUAACUCAUAUAUGGGAUAUAUUUAUAUAA